AUGACAAACACAAAUAAUCCAGAAUUAGAGAAAUUAGAUAAUUUCUUGAUAAAAUAUGAAAAAAUAAUAAAAGAAGAAGUUAGCCGUUGUGAUGAGAAGUUAGAAUCAGUGGAAAUCAACGAGAAACAAAAAACUGAACUCCGAAAUAAAAAGCAAGAAUUAGAAACGAAAUUUGAGAAAGCACAAUCUUAUUUAGAUAAAAUUAGAAUCCCUGAAAAUCUGUGCGAAAGAUAUGGUUUUAAAUAUGGCGAUGAUAAAAAGCCAAUCACGCUUGAUAUUAUUGAAGAGUUAAGCGAGCAAUUGAAAUUAAAUCCAGAGGAGAAUUUCUAUGUGGCUGAAGAAGUAUUAGAGCGGGAAGAAAUAGGAGGAGGUAUCACCCUGGAAAAUAAAGAUGAAAUAUUCUUAAAAAGUCAUUUAAUUGAAGAAGAGACUAAUAAGGGGAAAUUUAUUGGAGUUGCUAGUGGAAUUGGAACAGGAGCUGCCGGUGGAGCCGCAGCAGGUGCUGGUUUGAUGGUUGCUCUCUCUCCAUGGACGUUCGGUUUAUCAUUAUCAUUAAUACCAACAGCUGCUGCAGUUGGAGCUGUUGCGGGAGGUUUAGGUGGAGGUACUACUGGUUUUAUGGCUGGGCUUGCAUUCGAUAAGUUAUCAAAUUCAGAAAAAAUUGAAAUAAAAAACGAAAUAAAAGGGCUUUUAGAGGAUUAUAAAACCAUGAUGGAGGAAAAGUCUCGCGGUUGUCAGGACAUAAUUAAUAAUGAGGUGUCCGAGUCGGGAGAAAAAGAAGAAUCUCAAAAGCAAAAAGAAAAUUAUGAUAAUGAAGUUAAAGAAAUAGUGGCUUACAUAGAGAAUAAUAAUAAUUGA
Messenger RNA from Ambispora gerdemannii, 858 nucleotides. The record is from the annotation of a GenBank genome assembly. Lineage: Eukaryota; Fungi; Glomeromycota; Glomeromycetes; Archaeosporales; Ambisporaceae.